Myotis daubentonii (Daubenton's bat) is the source of this 2025-nucleotide messenger RNA. Its product is annotated as alpha-1,6-mannosyl-glycoprotein 4-beta-N-acetylglucosaminyltransferase-like. Gene Ontology annotation, biological process: protein N-linked glycosylation. Gene Ontology annotation, molecular function: acetylglucosaminyltransferase activity. NCBI's taxonomy places the organism in Eukaryota, Metazoa, Chordata, Mammalia, Chiroptera, Vespertilionidae. The record is from RefSeq and is a predicted model, not a curated record.
CUGCGCCGGGGCUGCGACGUCGGGGCCCAGCGGGUUUCCGCGGUUUGCACCCUUUGCCGGGAGACUGCUGCCAUCGGUCAGUCCUGUGGCCUCUCCAGAUGUUAACCAAAGAGUCUUUCUGACCGUUGGGAUCUGGGUUUUUACCUUUUCAUUUUGUAAUCGACUCGGUGUUUGACAUGGAACAUGUGUCGUAUUUAUACUUGGGGAAAUAGCAGUACAAGUACUUUUAUCGGGAGAGGAAUGUGGCGCCGUUCCAGCCCAGAGCUUUGGAUCUCGGUCAGAACCCGGGGAGCAGGGAGCUGACACGGACGUCCUCACCCCUCCCGGCACCUCCUGAGGACCGGUGCUGGGUGAGGUGGGUGGGCGGGGCACAAUGGUUGUCAGGGAGGGUGUCAUGGGAGAGCAGUGGCCAAGUUUGUCUUGCCUCAGAGGAUGCAUAUUCUACCCCGAUCCCUGCCUCGCCACACCUCCCACACACUCCCUUUUCUUCUUCUUGACUUUGGGGGAGGCCUGAACACUCAGGAGUGUGGAGUGGAGUUCCUGUGCGCCCAGAACGAGGAAAUCUGAGAUGGAACGCCAGCUCCAGUCGCGUGUAAAGGCAGACAUCUGAGUAUAACCCCCGGUCACAGAUGAGGAAGCUGCUGUAGGUCCUCCCCACCCGGCACCAUGAGAGAUGCCCUGUGCCUGCUUGUCUCUGCUGCAGCAGCACUGCUCUCCAUCUUCUUCUUCAUUAAAGAAAACCCUUUGGACACUACAAGUUUCCUGUCCUUGGAGGAAAAGGAGCUGGUGGCCUGGCAGAGAGCCCGGAUGCAGCUUAACCCUGGUAGAACACGCCACCUGCAAACCUUCAAAGAUAUGCAGAAAAACUCAGAACCAUUCAAAAACGUGAAUUCCUAUAUCUUGAUUGGAGCCCCUCCUAGGAAAAAAAAACUGCUGACCGUAGGGAUUUCCUCCGGGCAGCGUCCUGAAGGGAGCCACCUCGUGGACACCCUGCAGUCUCUCUUCUUUGCUUCCUCCUCAUCCGAGCGGAAACACUUCACCGUUCUGGUACACCUAGCAGGUCCUGACCCCAAAUGGCUUGUUCAGAUGAUCUACAACCUCUCAGCCAUGUUUAAACCACACAUACAGGCCAGAGAGCUGGUGGUGAUCACUACUCCUCUCACAAGCUAUCUUCCUUUGAAGGAUCUUAAAGUGACCUUUAAUGACCCUCCUGUCCACGCAGCCUUCCACUCCAGGCAAAACAUGGACUAUGCCUUCCUCAUGAACUUUGCCACCCAGCAUUCUGACUAUUUCCUGAUGGUCGAGGAUGAUGUGAAAUGUGCCCCCGGAUUUGUCACCCAGAUAGCUACUGCAGUGUCGGCCUGGGCAAACAGACCCUGGGUGACCCUGGAGUUCUCCCCGCUGGGCCUCACCGGGAAACUCUUCCGUACUGGAGACCUGCCCCGCUUCAUUCACUUCGUUCUCCUCUUCUACCGAGAAAUGCCCUGGGACUGCCUCCUCUCCCACUUUCAGGCCCUGCUGCAGCACACACCAAUCAGGUUCCUGCCCUCCCUCUUCCAGCAAGUGGGCAACUCCUCCUCCUUUGAGGAGGAUGACACUGGCUCUCCCAGCAAUCCUGCUGCCUCCAUCCACACCAGCCUGAAGGUUGCCAACGACUCUGCUCCCUCGCACGCCUACAGCCUGGAUGAAAAUUUCUUUUACACCAAGUCGGCUGAGCCUGGCAGCCAUCUGACUGUGGUUUUGGAUGUACCUGCCCAUGUGUCCCGAGUUCAGGUGCUGACUGGCUCUGACCCGAGAGGCUGGAAUCAGCUGGAAGAGGGACAAGUAGAACUGGGCUGUGACUCUACAAACAGGGUCAGUGACUGUGACGACUACACUCUGCUGGGGCUGCUGGUAAGUGGCGUCCUGAACAAGCAGGUGUUGUCUCCCACGUCUGGGAAGAAGGUGAAAUGUGUGAGACUGCUUGUGACAGCCGCUGCUCCCUCUGGAAUAGUGGUCAGGCACAUCCACCUCUGGACCAAGUGA